Messenger RNA from Phoenix dactylifera (date palm), 2082 nucleotides. RefSeq names its product inositol-tetrakisphosphate 1-kinase 3-like. Gene Ontology annotation, biological process: inositol trisphosphate metabolic process. The record is from RefSeq and is a predicted model, not a curated record. Gene Ontology annotation, cellular component: cytoplasm. Lineage: Eukaryota; Viridiplantae; Streptophyta; Magnoliopsida; Arecales; Arecaceae. Gene Ontology annotation, molecular function: inositol-1,3,4-trisphosphate 5-kinase activity; inositol-3,4,5,6-tetrakisphosphate 1-kinase activity; ATP binding.
AGCUUCUCUCGCUCUCCAGCCACUCCAAUCUCUCUAUCUCUCUCCCCCCUCCACCUCUCUCUCCUCUUUCGGCGCUGAGGGUUUCGGAUAUUCGGUUCCAAUCUCCGUUUUUCUUUAAUUUUUUUAAAUCUCGAACGGUAGUGGAAUCGGUAGAAACACGCGAUCGCAUUUAUAUCGACGGAAGGAUCGAUCGGGGGUGGCUUCCCGGGGGACGAAGGGAUUGUAGGGUCCCGCUGCGGUGGAUUUUUGUGGUUAUUGAUUGAUUUGGGUUUUGGUUUGGGGCGGGGUUAUGAGGUUGAACGGGGAGAUUUCCUAUAGGAAUGAGGAGGAGAAGGAGGACGAGAUGGGUUCGGUUCUGCCGCCCCCACUGCCGCAGCAGAAGCUCGUCGUGGGGUACGCUCUGACGUCGAAGAAGGUCAAGAGCUUCUUGCAGCCGAAGCUGGAAGGUUUGGCUAGGAAGAAGGGGAUUUUAUUUGUUGCAAUUGACCCAAGUAGGCCUCUUUCAGAGCAAGGUCCUUUUGAUAUUGUUCUACACAAGUUGACUGGAAAAGAAUGGCAACAAAUUCUGGAGGAUUAUGGCAGAAAACAUCCAGAAGUGACUGUGCUCGACCCACCGGAUGCCAUACAACACUUGCGCAAUCGGCAAUCAAUGCUUGAGGGUGUGGCCGAUUUGAAUCUAUCAGACUGCCAUGGUAAAGUUGGUGUUCCUAGGCAAGUGGUAAUUACAAAAGACCCCUCAUCAAUCCUAGAUGCAGUUACCAGGGCUGGAUUAACACUACCUUUAGUUGCCAAGCCAUUGGUAGUUGAUGGAAGUGCAAAAUCACAUGAACUUUCUCUUGCUUAUGAUCGAUUCUCCUUGUCAAAGCUUGAUCCUCCCUUGGUUUUACAGGAAUUUGUCAAUCAUGGUGGUGUUCUCUUUAAGGUCUAUAUUGUUGGGGAAACAAUAAAAGUCGUGCGGCGAUUUUCCCUUCCUGAUGUUAAUAAAUGCAACCUAUUAAACAAUGCUGGUGUCUUUCGAUUUCCGAGGGUUUCUUGUGCUGCAGCCUCUGCAGAUGAUGCUGACCUGGACCCUGCUGUUGCUGAACUUCCUCCUCGACCGUUGCUUGAGAGGCUUGCUAGGGAGCUCCAUCGUAGACUGGGCCUUCGGUUAUUCAACAUAGAUAUGAUCAGGGAGCAUGAGACAAGGGACCGAUUUUAUGUCAUUGAUAUCAACUAUUUUCCUGGAUAUAGCAAAAUGCCAGGAUACGAACACAUUUUCACCGACUUCCUUCUAAGCCUGGUGCAAAGCAAGCAUAAAAGGCGAUAAACAGCUAAAGCUGCUGCUGGUGAAAUGUUCUUUGAUCUGCAAACAUCAGGUGGUUGUUCUGAUUCUCCAACAUGCCCUCUAAAUCGUCCGCAUGUACAUAGCUGGUAUGGGGCAUGUGAAACUGGAUACUGACAAAUGGUCGAGACAGUGGGUCUUGAUCAGCAAAGAUGCUCCUCACCUCCCACAAUUGCCAACUGACGUUGUUACAUGCCCUUCCAAAGGCUUUCACCAUUAAUGUAUGCAAGCUCUCUGGUAGCAAGCUCUCCUUUUGUCCGUUGGCUGUAUUUUUCUGUUAAUUUUCUUCAAAUCCAAGUUCAGAGGAGAAAAUUUGUGAAUGGAAUCACUGAAAAUUAGAUUCCUUCUACUAAUGUCAUGCAAGUAUUAAGCAAAAUUUAGAUGGUUGACUUUAAACUUUGGGUGGAAAAAUCAUUGAGGUUGCCAGUUAGUCUCGAUCCCUCAUAAUUAAGUCAAUGAGCUCAGAGUAGAGCAGCGAGUAUGGUCCUUGGUGUAUUUUUCAAACUGCAACCUAUUGCUCGAGUUACCACCGAGUUUUGAGAGCAUUUCGAUGGCCUGGCUUCCACUCAUUCCCAGAAGGAAGCAUGACAAUGGACAACAAAAAAGCCGGGGAAAAUGUCAGACGGAAGUUAAUUAUUCAGAGAUGGAUUUCCUUACGGUCUUCGGUUGUAAUAGUAGCUGAAUCUGUUUUACUGAUGAUUUAGAAAAGCUGUGUUUGGCUUGGGAAUUAGAAAACAUGGAUCAGGAUCACUUUAUGGCUA